AUGAGCGGUGGAGAUACAGUUCGUGAACAAUUUUCUGCCUUACAAAAACAACAAAAAGAACGAUUGAAUCAAUUAAAAGAAAAAUCCAAUAAGAAAAAAGUAUCAACUGUUGAUGCAAGUGUUUCAAUGAAUCUUGAAGUGGAUUCAGGUCCAUUUCCAUUAGAAGAGAAUAAUAAUGUCAUUGCUUCGAUUAUUGCUGGUCAACAAGAAAAUUUAAAUGAACAAAUUCGAGAAUUACGUGAUGAAAAUGGUCGUCUUCGAAAACUUUUAGCUGAAAAAGAUUACGAAAUUGGUUAUUUACGUCGUAUUCAAGAAGAAGAACGUCAAGCAUUUAUAGGUUCUAAUACAGUUGGUGGUGAUGCAAUAGCAACUAAAGUUGUUGAAUUAUCAAAAAAGAAUCGAGAAUUAUCUGCUGAAUUAGAAAGUGAAAGAGCAAAACUAAAAAAAUUAUCAAUUAAAUGUAAAGAACUUGAAUCAAUAAAUAAUAAAACACAAGGUGAUGUACGACGAUCUUCAAUUAAUGUUGAUGAAGUAAGUUUUAAUUAA
Messenger RNA from Rotaria sp. Silwood1, 546 nucleotides. Lineage: Eukaryota; Metazoa; Rotifera; Eurotatoria; Philodinida; Philodinidae. The record is from the annotation of a GenBank genome assembly.